AUGCUGCACAUAGAGCUCUUUUAUCAUCUGCUAAGCGACACGUUACCUGGUCUUGACGUCCAGCUGGGCGAGACCGACCUUGUCGGCCUGGUACCGCACCUCUUGAAGGCACCCUAUAUGGUGAAUGAACUGCUCGCCUUCAGCGCCCUACAUCUGAGUACAAGGCACCCAGAGCGGUGCAAAUACUACCGAACCCUGGCCACUCAGCUUCAGACCCACGCCAUCGCCAAUUUUCAAGAAGGAGGACUCGUGAUCGAUCAAGAAACGUGUGUUCCGGCCGUUAUGUUCUCGUCAAUUGUGGGUCUUCACGCGCUUUGCGAUUCGCUAGUGCACAGAGAGAAAGAUUUCGCCCACUUUGUCGAUAAAUUUGUGCACUGCUUUCGACUUCAUCUGGGUGUCAGAACGGUCUUUACUGAAGCCUGGGCCAUGAUACGCCAGUCGGUCCUCAAACCGCUCUUGGCCGACGUUGAACGCCAGCAUCAUUUCGACGGGCGGCUAGGGCUGGGAUGCGCGAAGCUCUUGAGACUUGUCCAGGCAGCAAAUCUGGGGGACCAUUUGACGAGAAUCUACAAGCAGGCCAUUGAGCAAUUGCAAGUCUCGGCAAAUGUGUUCAUCCCCUCUGCCAUCGCUGGAUCUCAAUUUUUCGGUGCUGGAUGGCCAUUACUGGUUUGCUCGGAAUACAACGACCUCCUGCUGCAGCGAAGGCCUGAAGCGCUGGUGAUUCUUGCCCACUAUGCCAUUAUGCUGCAAUGCUGCAGAGGGUCAUGGAUAGUUGGGGAUGGCGGGCACUAUAUCAUCCAAUCCACCAGGGACUGGCUAGGCUCAGAGUGGGCGGAGUGGCUGGAGUGGGCUGUUACCGACGUGGAAGAUCCCGUCAAGCUACUGCUGCAGGUCUACGGAUGA
Messenger RNA from Penicillium diatomitis, 903 nucleotides. RefSeq lists its product as uncharacterized. The transcript has a single exon. The record is from RefSeq and is a predicted model, not a curated record. Bases 1 to 903 code for a protein of 300 amino acids. Gene Ontology annotation, biological process: regulation of transcription by RNA polymerase II. Gene Ontology annotation, molecular function: DNA-binding transcription activator activity, RNA polymerase II-specific. Lineage: Eukaryota; Fungi; Ascomycota; Eurotiomycetes; Eurotiales; Aspergillaceae.